This is a messenger RNA of Oncorhynchus masou masou (cherry salmon), 929 nucleotides long. Its product is annotated as troponin I, fast skeletal muscle-like. Lineage: Eukaryota; Metazoa; Chordata; Actinopteri; Salmoniformes; Salmonidae. The record is from RefSeq and is a predicted model, not a curated record. Gene Ontology annotation, cellular component: troponin complex. The coding region runs from base 28 to 546 and encodes 172 amino acids. The transcript has 6 exons. Gene Ontology annotation, biological process: cardiac muscle contraction; skeletal muscle contraction.
AGGGUGUGAAACAGUACAACAGCCAAGAUGUCAGAUAAAAAGAUGACAUCGAGCCGCAGGCAUCAUCUGAAGAGCUUAGUGCUCCAGAUUGCGUUUGAGCUUAUUGAAGUGGAGAAAAAGGAGGCUGUGCAGGAGAAAGCCAAUUUCAUAGCUGAGCUCCCCGCCCUGGAUUUGUCUGGAGAUCAAACGGCGCUGGUGGAAAUGAUCAAGAAGUUAGCCCAAUCCAUCGACAAGGUUGAUGAGGACAGAUAUGACGCAGAGUCCAAGGUGACGAAGGCAGACAAGGAGAUUGAGGACUUGAGAAUGAAAGUUGUUGAGAUCCAGGGCAUGAAGAAGCCAGCUCUGAAGAAAGUGCGUAUGUCUGCUGAUGCUAUGCUCCAGGCUCUGCUGGGCACCAAGCACAAGGCUUCCAUGGAUUUUAGAGCCAACUUGAAAGAAGUGAAGAAGGAGGUCAAAGAGGAGGCAGUGGAUGCAGUUGGUGACUGGCGCAAGAACGUUGAUGAACAGGCUGGCAUGGACGGCAGGAAGAAGAAGUUUCAGGGUUAAACACAUUCAUUUUUCAGUCAUAGCCGACUUUUGUGUUUUGUCGUAUUGUGGUACAGAGACGGAUUUCUAUGACCUUGUUGUUAGGUAUCCCUGCAGGAAGAGGAUCUUUGAUUUUAAAAUGCUAUUGUUUUUUGAUACUGUAGGUUCAAAUGUAUAUUCGACACUAUGGUUUUGGAUAUCUCUUUCUCCCCUCUCCCCCACUCUCUCUCUCUUUUUCUCUCGCUGUCUCUCUUUCUUUCUAUUUAACUUUUCAGUGUAAUUUGCAAAUGUUUUUGACUAUUGUAUAGUGAGGUGGAAAGGGUAAAUAUUUGUAGCUUCACCCACUCUUAACAUCACACAGCUUUCCAUCUGCAUCUGUAACAUUCACUAAAAGGAGUAUAUUC